Messenger RNA from Aspergillus aculeatus ATCC 16872, 1757 nucleotides. RefSeq names its product transcription factor SPN1. The transcript is spliced from 4 exons. Gene Ontology annotation, cellular component: nucleus. Bases 205 to 1572 code for a protein of 455 amino acids. Gene Ontology annotation, biological process: poly(A)+ mRNA export from nucleus. Lineage: Eukaryota; Fungi; Ascomycota; Eurotiomycetes; Eurotiales; Aspergillaceae. The record is from RefSeq and is a predicted model, not a curated record.
GGGAAACGCUUGAAUCAGGGAGAGAGUCUUUUUUUUUCUUUACGAUACUUGUCUCUCAGGCCUGGAACUACCACCAACAACAACUCCUCCAACAACUACACCACACAUCCACAUCUCCCUGAAACCACCAACCAACACAACACCACCAUCCAGUCCCCAGGACACCCCCCACCACACAAACACACAACCACAGCCUCUGUCAAGAUGUCCGCACCCAACAGCCCCGAACAACAACGAGCCGCCUCCCCGGCCAUCGAAGAUGAACCCGCCCGUGCCCCGACCCCGGACGCCGGCGCCGGCGCCGACAACAACGCCGAAGAAAGCGACCACCAACCCCGAUUCCAAGACCAAGAGAAUGCUGCGGCAUCGGAGCCCGAAGACGACGAAGAUGACGAUGACAAAGCCCACGACUCGGACGACGAGUCGAUCCUGUCCGAGGUGGACGAGGCGCAGUUCGAGGACUUCGACCCGGAGAACGUCGACAUCGAGGACCGGCCACAGCUAGCCAUCGACGAGGACAACCUGAAGCUGAUCGGACGGCACAAGCGCAAGCGCACGGAGGGGGCCGAAGGGGAGCAGUCGAAGCGGAAGCGCGAGGGCCGGCGCGAGAAGAAGAGCCGUCGGAUGCGCGAGCUGGAGGAAGGCGGCGGGGCCAGCGACGAGGAAGGCGGCGCGGGCAAGGCCGGGCGGAGACGGACGGGCGCGUCGAAGAAGAAGGAGGUGUUGCUGGAGGAUGAUGAGACCUUGGAUCCUGCUACGCGACGGAGGAGAGCGCUCGAUCGUGCUAUGGAUGAAGCGUUGAAGAAGCCGACUAAGAGACGGUUCCGGAAGGCGGAUGGCAUUGAUUUGGAACAAAUGGCCGAUGCUGAGAUCGAAGAUAUGCGCAAACGCAUGACCCACGCCGCACAGAUGGAUGCCAUCAACCGCCGCGAAGGCAAGCCCGCCAUGCACAAACUCAAGAUGCUCCCCGAGGUCGUCUCCCUGCUGAAUCGCAACCAAUACGUCAACAGUCUGGUGGAUCCGGAAAUCAACCUGCUCGAGGCCGUCAAGUUCUUCCUGGAGCCGCUGGACGACGGCUCGCUCCCCGCCUACAACAUCCAGCGCGAUCUGAUGACGGCGCUGGGCAAGCUGCCGAUCAACAAGGAGACGUUGAUCGCCAGUGGGGUCGGCAAGGUGAUUGUAUUCUACACGCGCAGUAAGCGACCCGAGCCAGGUAUCAAGCGCAUGGCGGAGCGCCUGCUGGCCGAGUGGACGCGCCCGAUCCUGCAGCGCAGCGACGAUUAUUCCAAGCGGGUGUACCAGGAGGCUGCUUUUGAUCCUACUCAACUGGGCACAUCCCGUCCCAAAUCGGCGCAAACGUCGGUGGCGGAGGCGCGCGCGCGCGAAAUGCUGCCGCCGCGACUGGCGAACCGGGCGCGCGCCGACCUCACCCACACGAGUUACACGGUGGUGCCGCGACCGACGAUGGUACAGGAGAGCAAGUUUGCGCGACCCUUGGGCGCCAGCGGCGAGGAUCGAUUCCGGAAGAUGCGGGCGCGACAGAUUGCGGCGUCCAAGGGGUCCCGGCGAUAGCGGGGGGUGGUUGGAAUGUAGCUUUAGUUGCAUAUGUUUUUAUCUUUGCUUCGUAUUCGAUUUAUUUACGGACGGGAACGGCGCAGGAAAUUGGGAAUGAAUUGUAAUCAUUUAAUUUAAAGCUUACGGAGUAUGUGACUAGUGAGGAGAGGCGAGGAGACGGAGGAGACGAAGGAGAAGAGGGG